UUCCCACGCAAUACCGUUGCCUAGGCAACAUAACAACAAACAAAUGUAACCAAUCUGAUGUAGGAUCAAACUGCAAAACUCUAUGUGUUAACAUAUAUUUGUGUAUAAAGUACUUCUCACGUGUAACAAGAUGCAGAGAUAAUUUUGUUUAAACGUUGUAUAAUCCUUGAGAGUAUGACAGGAUGCCUUUGUUCUCUAAUAAAUUUUCUCCCAAAAAGACACCAACUAGGAAGGCAUCGGUUUUCUUAGCGAAUAAAAAUGUAAGUCCUAAACGGAUAGAGAAGGAACUUGGCCCAGAAGUAGGCCCUAUACGUCUUCGACUUGGAGAUCAAGAGGCUGUCUUUGAGUCUGGCCUCUGGAUUCCAGAAUCUGGCAAAGUAGGCAGUACCUUUAAAGAAAAUGAGAAACUGAAAAAGGAAGUGAAAAGAUUGGAAGAGGAGAACAACUUGUUGAAAUUGAAGUUUGAUGUACUAUUAGACAUGUUAACUCAGACAACAGCCAAGAUUCACUUACAAAAAGAAGAAUUGGAGAAAUUGAAGAAUUUCUCUCAUAAAAGACUUGUGGCCUAGUCCAAUAAAUAUAAUUAUCUGUGCUUAGAAAUCCAACAGUAUUUAUAAGAUAAUACCAAUUUAUUCAGAAAAUCCAAGUCAAGUUUUAACAGAUAAGGGCGUUGCUUCCUCUUGAUAUCACUUUUCUUCUUUACAAAGUAACAGUCAAUCACACUAUGAAACUGUACAUUAUUUACAACACUGUAUCGAGGAAAAUUGAUUCAUCAGUCC
This is a messenger RNA of Harpegnathos saltator (Jerdon's jumping ant), 779 nucleotides long. RefSeq names its product beta catenin antagonist chibby (gene Cby). The transcript is spliced from 5 exons. The record is from RefSeq and is a predicted model, not a curated record. Lineage: Eukaryota; Metazoa; Arthropoda; Insecta; Hymenoptera; Formicidae. The coding region runs from base 183 to 569 and encodes 128 amino acids.